Molecule: messenger RNA, 606 nt
Organism: Dibothriocephalus latus
Lineage: Eukaryota; Metazoa; Platyhelminthes; Cestoda; Diphyllobothriidea; Diphyllobothriidae
Source: the annotation of a GenBank genome assembly
AUGCUAAACUGUUUUAUGAAUUACCUUUCUAUUUCAAAGAACAAAUUUAAGAAGACCUUCCACAUUUCGUCCAAUCACAAAAAGCAAAUUUCCAGCCAAGAGCCUGCUUCCGAUCCAUGCACGCCGUCAGUGACCGACGACUCCGAGGGUUGGGUUUUUACUGUGACUGACAGCUGCUCAGUUUACGGCAACAAUGAUUUCAAGAAGGGUGACAUCCUUCAUCUAGAGAACACAUACUACGAGCGUUGGUGGAUAGCCAAAAAUUCAAGAACCGGCCAAACCUUUCAAGUCUUUGACGACUGGAUCACUGAUAGGCCGGGCGAGUCCGUGGCAUUUGAUGCAUGGCAGAAUAUUGGUCGGGAAGAGGCAUUGAAGCAGCUUCUCGUACCAAAUCUCAACCUUGGAACCUAUAUCCUGCGACCCGGCAGCGAUGCCAAAUGCUAUGUCCUUUGCGUUCUCUAUGAGGUUUCGGGGGAGCGUGAUGUGAAGUUCUAUCAGAUCCACACCACUGAUGAUCAAACGCAAUAUUACAUGCAGCCCGAACACACCUUCCCCUCUCUUGACGAAUUGCUAGAAUUCUAUUCCGGUAUGUUUUUUUUGUUUUAA